Neolamprologus brichardi is the source of this 1711-nucleotide messenger RNA. RefSeq names its product protocadherin beta-16-like. Gene Ontology annotation, molecular function: calcium ion binding. Gene Ontology annotation, biological process: homophilic cell-cell adhesion. Gene Ontology annotation, cellular component: plasma membrane. The record is from RefSeq and is a predicted model, not a curated record. NCBI's taxonomy places the organism in Eukaryota, Metazoa, Chordata, Actinopteri, Cichliformes, Cichlidae.
UUUUUUUCAACAAUCUCUCGUUUUCAUUCUGUGUGAAUGAAUUUCCAUUGUUACGUUCAUUCCAGUGUUGCUUAAGAUGAGAAAACGCCAUUUGUUUUUUUCUGUCAUCCUCCUCAUUUUCAUUAUAGACAUGCACUGGCUUUUUUCUACUUCUUUUUUGUCCUUCUUCUUCUACUGUUUGCCUCGUGUACUUUCACCUUGUGAACUCAUCGCGCCGCUGUUGCACAAUGUGUCAAGUUAUUGACUCUCUUUAAUAACACAUCCAUCCAGUCAGCAUCCCGGCAUAUUACGAAGCACACUCAGACGUACAACGCACAGUUUAGGAAUCAGAUCAAAUUCACGGGCAGCUUAAAACGGAUUCCUACUAUAACGGGUGGAUUAAAACAGAUUCCUUUUUUUAUCUUUUCUAUUCAUUUUGGUGGAAUUUUAAUCGUUAAACGGAAUAAAACAACAUAGCCGUGGUGUGACAGCGGUGUCGGACAGAACAAUGGAACGGCAAGUACUGAUAAUCUCCAUUUUCUGCCUCAGUUAUGUGGUUGGGCAGGUUAGCUAUUCAGUUCCAGAAGAAAUGGCGAAAGGAUCUUUGGUCGGCAAUAUAGCCCAAGAUUUAGGUUUAGAUGUCAAACGUCUUAGGUCAGGUAAAGCUCGUCUCUAUACCGGAGACAGCGCUCAGUACAUCGAGCUGAAUAGAGAAAGAGGAGUCCUCCUCAUUAAAGAAAAAAUAGACCGCGAAGUCCUGUGCAGACAGACAACGCCUUGUGCUUUACAUUUUCAAAUAACGUUGGAGAGCCCACUGGAAUUAUUCCCAGUUACGGUUGAAAUUACCGAUGUUAAUGAUAAUGCUCCUGUUUUCCAAAAGGAGGAGAGAGUGUUUGAAAUCAGCGAAUCAGCGAUCGUCGGCUCUAAGUUUAUGCUAGAAAAAGCAAUAGACACAGAUAUCGGACUGAAUGGUCUGCAGAGAUACACUCUUAAGCCGAGUGACAAUUUUGUUCUUAAAUUGCACUCACAAAGUGAUGGAAGCAAGAAAGUAGAAAUGAUUUUACAGAAGCCAUUGGACCGAGAGAAACAAGAACAUAUAUCUUUAGUUUUGACUGCGGAAGAUGGCGGUGAACCGCAAAUGACAGGAACAAUGAAAAUCUAUGUUACCGUAUUAGAUGUAAAUGACAAUGCACCUGCUUUUAGUAAACCCGUUUACAAAGCAAGCAUUACAGAAAACUCUGUUAAGGGAACACUUGUUACUAAGGUCACGGCUUCUGACGCAGACAAGGGCACAAAUGGAGAGGUGACCUAUGUAAUCGGAAAUAGCAUGGAUACAGUUUCAAAGUUAUUUCAUAUUAAUAGUGAUGGUGAUGUGAUGUUAGAUGGUCCGAUUGACUAUGAAACUGAAAAAACUUAUAAUAUCGACAUAGAAGCAAUCGAUCAAGGUGGACUCUCUGACUCAAGUAAACUAAUCAUCGAUGUAAUUGACGUGAAUGACAAUAGACCCGUUGUAAAUAUGAUUUCAGCGUCAGGCUCAAUACCGGAGGACUCAGCUCGCAAGACAGUAAUAGGUUUAAUGAGCGUAAAUGACCCUGAUUCUGAAAAUAAUGGGAAAUUGAAUUGCGUGAUAAAUGAAAAUAUUCCAUUUGAAAUUAAAUUUACAUCUAACAAUUUCUAUAGUUUAGUGACAGACAGUGAUUUAGACAGAGAGAGAGCCUCUGAGUAUAACAUC